GUGUUACUUGAGUGAUUAUACUGCAAUAAGAGAUAAAAUAAUUUCAUACUUAUAUAGUCCGCAGGAAUCUGCUACACACCUUUUACUUUUUUAGUGAAUAACAACUUUCUUCUCAAGGAGUUAAAUAUGAAAUUUUUGGUAUUAGCCAUGUUUAUUGGUACAGUAUUUGGCCAAAAUUACCAUCCAGGCCGACAACAGCACUCAUCACAAUCGCCGACACCAGGACAGUAUCAAGAAGAGCAUCAAAGAUCAGUAAAUAAUGACAGACAAUUCAGUACUACUACAUAUGUUCCAAUUUUGCAAUGGAAUAAAGAACAGGAACACGACGGAACAUAUAGAACUAGUUAUGAGACUGGCAAUAACAUUGUUGCAGAAGAGAGUGGCUAUGUGAAAACUAUUGGCGAAGGGGAUAAUAAGGCUGAAGCUCUGGUUCAACAGGGUAGCUACUCAUAUACCAGUCCCGAGGGCCAAAUUAUAACUAUUCACUAUACAGCGGAUGAAACUGGAUUCCACGCUACCGGCGAUCAUAUUCCUACUCCGCCACCAGUUAGCGAGGAAAUUCAGAAAGGUCUUGAUCUCAUUUAUGCUGGUAUACGUCAACAAGAGGAAACUGCUGCACGGGAAGCAGCACAAAAAGCUCAACAACCUUUCAAUCAGCAGAUUGAUAGACAGCAGGAUAAUAAAAAUUAUCGUUUAUAAAUUUUAUCACUCCUCAAAGGAAAAAAAUCAUUUUGAAAUACUCAAGUAUCGUUGGAUAAUCAUAGACAGUUUAUGAAUUAUUUAUCAAAUAAUAUAUUAUACUAGGAAACGUUGGAGAAUGGCUUUCAAUAUAUUUUUUUUUCUUCACUCCUCUGAAACAACAUCACAUGAUGGAACAUAACGCAAUCAAUAAUCAUGUUUAUGUAAUUACUGAUUUGAUGGAAUACAGAUGAAUUUUAUUGAA
Messenger RNA from Diachasmimorpha longicaudata, 943 nucleotides. It is a transcript of the gene Cpr49Ah, whose product is annotated as endocuticle structural glycoprotein SgAbd-2. Bases 127 to 699 code for a protein of 190 amino acids. The transcript has 4 exons. The record is from RefSeq and is a predicted model, not a curated record. NCBI's taxonomy places the organism in Eukaryota, Metazoa, Arthropoda, Insecta, Hymenoptera, Braconidae. Gene Ontology annotation, cellular component: chitin-based extracellular matrix. Gene Ontology annotation, molecular function: structural constituent of chitin-based larval cuticle.